Molecule: messenger RNA, 2365 nt
Organism: Clupea harengus (Atlantic herring)
Lineage: Eukaryota; Metazoa; Chordata; Actinopteri; Clupeiformes; Clupeidae
Gene: slc27a2b
Product: solute carrier family 27 member 2b
Biological process (GO): long-chain fatty acid import into cell; long-chain fatty acid metabolic process
Cellular component (GO): endoplasmic reticulum membrane; plasma membrane
Molecular function (GO): long-chain fatty acid transmembrane transporter activity; long-chain fatty acid-CoA ligase activity
Source: RefSeq, a predicted model, not a curated record
UGGUUUUUCCUGUCGGAGUUACCCGCCCCGGAGUAAUCGAACGGCUUCACAAUGUUGAUAAAACUAGAUCAAGUCACGGGUGGGACGGAUCGACGGUCACUUGUAGUAGCCUGAAACAGAUAGUCUCUGACUACAUAACGCAGUUUAGUGACAAUGUUUACAUGGCUGAUCUUCCUUGCUGUUUUGUUAAUAGUUCUUCGAUAUCGAUUUCCAUAUUUUCUGAAAGAUGUACAGUACGGCGUUCAGAUGACACUAGUUGGGUAUCGUUUAUCUAAAUACGCACAGUCAAAACCGUACUUUACACUAUUGGAUCGCUUUUUGGAAACGGUGAGUAAGCACCCUAACAAGACGUUUAUUUCUUUCAAAAAUGAAACUUUCUCCUACCAAGAGACUGACAGGCAGAGCAACCGGAUCGCCCGAGCCCUCCGGGAACAUGCUGGUGUAAAGGAGGGCGAGACAGUCGCGCUACUCCUGGGCAAUGAGCCCGUGUUCCUGUGGACGUGGUUGGGUCUAACGAAGCUCGGCUGCUCUGCCGCCCUUCUUAAUCACAACCUGAGGUCCAGAUCUCUUCUGCACUGUUUCUCCUGUUGUGGGGCCAAAGUGCUGCUUGCAGCUGCAGAGUUCAGAGAUGCUGUGGAGGAGGUGCUGCCCGCGCUGAGAGAGCAAGAGGUCACGGUCUUUCUCCUCACCGAGACGUGUGACACUGUCGGCAUGGAAACCUUCUCCGACAAGAUCCGCCUGGCUUCAGAUGCCCCCCUGCCCUCCGACCUCAGGGCAGGUUUGACCCUCUCCAGCCCCGCUGUGUACAUCUACACUUCAGGCACUACAGGGUUACCCAAGGCUGCGGUGGUGAGCCACCAGAGACUGUGGGCCAUGUCCAGCCUGCAGUCCACUGUGGGCGUGUGCUCUGAUGACGUGGUCUACAUCAACCUGCCCCUCUACCACACGGCUGGCUUCGCCCUCGGGUUCACCGGUGCCAUCGAACGAGGGGCGAGCCUGGCGCUCCGGAGUAAAUUCUCUGCUUCACAGUUCUGGGAAGACUGCAGGAAAUACAACGUGACUGUCAUGCAGUACAUUGGAGAAACAAUGCGAUACCUCUGCAACACACCAAAGACGCCCAUGGAUCCCGUGCAUAAUGUGAGGAUCGCCUUUGGGAACGGCCUGAGAGGGGAUGUGUGGAGGGCGUUCCUGCAGCGCUUCGGUCACGUGGAGAUCAGAGAGCUGUACGCCGCCACCGAGGGAAACAUGAGCUUCAUCAACUACACUGGGAAGAUCGGCGCAGUCGGCCGAAUCAACCCACUGCACAAGAGGAUCUUCCCAUUCGCACUGAUUCAGUAUGACCUGGAGACUGAUGAGCCAAUCAGGACCUCAGAGGGCUUGUGCACAGAGAUACCUAAAGGUGAGACUGGACUGCUAGUGUCCCGUAUAACACAGAAGGCUCCUUUUGCCGGGUAUGCCAGGGACCUAAAGCAGACCGAGAAGAAGAAGUUGCAUGACGUGUGUGAGAAAGGAGAUGUGUACUUCAACAGCGGAGAUCUGCUGAGGAUUGAUCAGGAAAACUUCCUCUACUUCCAGGAUCGUGUUGGAGACACAUUCAGAUGGAAGGGAGAGAACGUGGCCACUAAUGAGGUCUCUGACAUCAUCACUAUGGUGUCCUCCAUCACAGAGGCCAACGUGUACGGCGUCAAAGUACCAGGGAAUGAGGGUCGGGUGGGAAUGGCGGCAGUCACUCUGCAGAGGGGAGAGGCGUUCGACAGCAGCGGCGUGUUCCGUCACGUGUGCACCUACCUGCCGGCCUACGCCAGACCUCGCUUCAUCAGGAUCCAGAGCUCUCUAAAAGUUACCGGAACCUUCAAGCAGAUGAAGGUGAAGCUGGUGGAGGAGGGCUUCAGUGUGGACGCGGUGCAGGAUCCACUCUUCUUCCUGGACGAGCGAAAGAAGUGCUACAGCCCACUCACAAGAGAUGUGUACAACGCCAUCUUACAGGGCUCUGUAAAACUCUAACUGUGAUUUCAGCACUGUUUCAGCCGUCUGACUGUAUGGCUGCACAGAUGCAACUCGUAACUGGACUUUAGGGUACUUGUGGAUGUUAAUGUUAUCUCAAAAGGACGUGUAUUGCAUUCAGUGAUGGGGAAACUGCAUUUUUAAUGCAAAAUGAUUUUGAAAAGUUGUGUUUUUAUUUGUUUGAGAGAGAGAGAGAGAGAGAGAGAGAAAAAAAAAGCUAGAAUUGUACCUUAUUUCAUUUAUGAAAUUGUCCAAUUGUUUGUUUGUUGGAAUUCUGCCUGCAACUAAACCUGUGCCACAGAGUUUCUGGUCAAAAAUAAACUUCUGAUUCAGUCGACAAACAGAGCAACAAAGUUGCCAA